UGAUGUGUACGGCGGCUGGAACCGCGGAGAAGGUGUUCGCCGGUGUCUCUUGCGGCGGUUCGACGCGGCGUGCCCCGAGACCACGAAAAGGAAGGGCUAAAGUAAGUGUUCCCCCCAGCCGCUAGAGUCAUAUAGAAAGUGUUUCCUUCCCGCCAGGCAAGUGCCUGUGGGAACCGGACCCCGUCCCCUUCACGGCCUAAACUUUCCCCUCCCUACCCCUUUCCUUGUGGCGAUCCCCUCGGUUCCUCUUGUUCUGGCAGUGAGCCCCUGCCAAGAUCAUGAAGCUCGUGAGGAAGGACAUUGAGAAAGACAAUGCGGGCCAGGUGACCCUGGUUCCCGAGGAACCUGAGGACAUGUGGCACACCUACAAUCUAGUGCAGGUGGGCGACAGCUUGCGCGCCUCCACCAUCCGCAAGGUACAAACGGAGUCCUCCACGGGCAGCGUAGGGAGCAACCGGGUCCGCACUACCCUCACUCUCUGCGUGGAGGCCAUCGACUUCGACUCUCAAGCCUGCCAGCUGCGGGUCAAGGGGACUAACAUCCAGGAGAAUGAGUAUGUCAAGAUGGGGGCUUACCACACCAUCGAGCUGGAGCCCAACCGCCAGUUCACCCUGGCCAAGAAACAGUGGGACAGUGUGGUUCUGGAGCGCAUCGAGCAAGCCUGUGACCCAGCCUGGAGCGCUGAUGUAGCGGCUGUGGUGAUGCAGGAAGGCCUCGCUCAUAUCUGCUUAGUCACUCCCAGCAUGACCCUCACUCGGGCCAAGGUGGAAGUGAACAUCCCUAGGAAACGGAAAGGCAACUGCUCCCAGCACGACCGAGCCUUGGAGCGGUUCUAUGAACAGGUGGUCCAGGCCAUCCAGCGCCACAUACACUUUGAUAUUGUAAAGUGCGUCCUGGUGGCCAGCCCAGGAUUUGUGAGGGAGCAGUUCUGCGACUACAUGUUUCAACAAGCAGUGAAGACGGACAACAAAGUGCUCCUGGAAAACCGGUCCAAAUUCCUUCAGGUACAUGCCUCCUCUGGACACAAGUACUCCCUGAAAGAGGCCCUUUGUGACCCUACAGUAGCUAGCCGCCUUUCAGACACUAAAGCCGCUGGGGAAGUAAAAGCCUUGGAUGACUUCUAUAAAAUGUUACAACAUGAGCCUGACCGAGCUUUUUAUGGACUCAAGCAGGUGGAGAAGGCCAAUGAGGCCAUGGCAGUUGACACAUUGCUCAUCAGCGAUGAGCUCUUCAGGCACCAGGAUGUAGCCACACGGAGCCGGUACGUGCGGCUGGUGGACAGCGUGAAGGAGAACGCAGGCUCCGUUAGGAUCUUCUCCAGUCUUCAUGUGUCUGGGGAACAGCUCAGCCAGUUGACUGGGGUAGCUGCCAUUCUUCGCUUCCCUGUCCCUGAGCUCUCUGACCAAGAGGAGGAUUCCAGUUCUGAAGAAGAUUAAUGAUUGGAACUAAUAAUCGAGACAACCUGUGUCUCACUCCUUCACUCUUAGAUUUUCUCAGUAUCCUUGUGACAGAAAGCUGUGAAAGUGGCACUUUGUGAUUCUUACAGGGGUUUCUCAUGUAUUUGGUCACACUAGGUGAUUUGUGGUUGGCAGGACAUGUAUUCAAACUGAACAAUAAAAGGAAAUAACCUCCAUGUA
Molecule: messenger RNA, 1637 nt
Organism: Lipotes vexillifer (Yangtze River dolphin)
Lineage: Eukaryota; Metazoa; Chordata; Mammalia; Artiodactyla; Lipotidae
Gene: PELO
Product: pelota mRNA surveillance and ribosome rescue factor
Exons: 2
Coding region: 279-1436 (385 amino acids)
Biological process (GO): nonfunctional rRNA decay; nuclear-transcribed mRNA catabolic process, non-stop decay; RNA surveillance
Cellular component (GO): cytoplasm
Source: RefSeq, a predicted model, not a curated record